Messenger RNA from Cornus florida, 1620 nucleotides. RefSeq names its product serine/threonine-protein kinase D6PKL2. The transcript is spliced from 2 exons. NCBI's taxonomy places the organism in Eukaryota, Viridiplantae, Streptophyta, Magnoliopsida, Cornales, Cornaceae. The record is from RefSeq and is a predicted model, not a curated record. Gene Ontology annotation, molecular function: ATP binding; protein serine/threonine kinase activity. Gene Ontology annotation, biological process: protein phosphorylation. Bases 109 to 1470 code for a protein of 453 amino acids. Gene Ontology annotation, cellular component: nucleus; plasma membrane; cytoplasm.
AAAAGCGCACACUCUCUCUCCCGCAAGGAAUAAGGAGGACCCCCCCAAUCCUUUAAAACCUCUCUCUCUCUCUGUCUUUAUCUCUCUCUAAAACACUCAACAGGAAGAAUGGAGCCAUGGCUGGACGACCUUGGCGACGACCUCGAAAGUAUGAGCUUCAACUCCACAGCCACCACUGCCGAGAUCAACCGCAGCACCAGUUCUGGGUCCGAGACCACCUGGACCGCAGCUUCAGUACGUACCAGCACCAACGCGAAGCCACACGCCCCUUCCGGAGAUCCCUGGUGGGACGCCGUCCGGCGAGCCAGAUCGGAGUCCCACUCCGGCCAACUCUCACUCUCCGACCUCCGCUUCCUCCAGCGGCUGGGCUCCGGCGACAUCGGGUCCGUCUACUUAUCCGAGCUCAAGUCCUCCUCCGUCAAUGGCGGUAGCUCUCUUUUUGCCGCCAAAGUCAUGGACAAGAAGGAGCUGGUAAGCCGUAAUAAAGAAGGGCGUGCGAGGACAGAACGGGAAAUACUGGAAAUGUUGGAUCACCCAUUUUUGCCCACCCUAUACGCUACCUUAGAGUCCCCAAAGUGGUCCUGCCUCUUGACCGAGUUCUGCCCCGGCGGCGACCUCCACGUCCUCCGCCAGCGCCAGCCCGGCAAACGCUUCCACGAAUCCGCCGUCAGGUUCUACGCAUCGGAGGUGGUUGUGGCUCUAGAGUAUGUUCACAUGAUGGGAAUAGUUUACCGUGAUCUCAAGCCUGAAAAUGUACUAGUUAGAUCGGACGGCCACAUCAUGCUGACCGAUUUUGAUCUCUCGUUAAAAUGCGACGCUUCUACUUCAACAGCUCAGAUCAUUUCCGAUCAAAAUCCACCACCGGCUACGCCACGGCCAACCGAGUACCGGGUUGAUCCACCACCUUUUACCUCAUCUUCAUGUAUUCUUCCCAAUUGUAUGGUACCUGCGGUGUCAUGCUUCCACCCGAAACGGAAGCGGAAGAAGAAGCCAGGCCGACACUGUGGGCCUGAGUUCGUGUCGGAGCCCAUUGAUGUUCGCUCGAUGUCAUUUGUUGGGACCCACGAGUAUUUGGCACCAGAGAUUAUUUCAGGGGAGGGGCAUGGUAGUGCCGUGGAUUGGUGGACAUUAGGGAUAUUUAUGUUUGAACUAUUGUAUGGUGUCACACCCUUUAAAGGGGUGGACAAUGAGCUAACCCUAGCUAACAUUGUGGCUCGGGCUCUCGAGUUCCCUAAAGAACCGAUCGUGCCCGCUAUGGCUAAGGAUCUCAUCUCACAACUAUUGGUUAAGGAUCCGACAAGACGAAUGGGGUCCACAAUGGGUGCCACGGUAAUCAAACACCAUGCGUUCUUCAACGGAGUCAAUUGGGCACUAUUAAGAUGUCAAUCACCACCAUUCAUUCCUCCACCGUUUAAUCGAGAUGUUGUAUCGGAAGACAGUUGCCCCGACACCCCGGUGGACUAUUAUUGAUCCAUGUCCAUAGUAGAGUCAUAAAAUCAAUCUUAGACCACUUAUACUACUAAUUAAUGAUGGGUUUGAUUAUGGAACGAUUCACAGCAAUGCCUCUAUUAAUGGCCCAUUUUGAACUGGGCAUAAUUGAAUUAUUGUAUAUUAUGAAAA